GUGCUCUGUGUAAGCACGCAUCUCGCGGCCCAAAGUGUCAAACAACUCGAGUACCGGUGGCUAACAAGCUUCGACGCUUGUUCCCAAAAUACCGCGCAGAAGUCCACAGAAGUUCUUUAAAUUGUACAAAAUGAGAGAUUUUGCAUACUGUUCCGUGUACGUGGCCUUUUUACUGGCCAUGGCUUCGGCUAGAUCAGCCGAGACCAAUCCCACGACCAAUUCCAUCAACGAAGAGACAGCAAGGUCUAGCGGAAACAGCAACGUGUUUGGAGAUCUUCGACAGAUGUACCAGAUUUACAAGGAAUGCGCGGACGAGGAUAUCAGUUCUUGUUUGAAAGUGAGGUUGCUGUCGGCCGUAGACAGGGUGUCUAGGAGCACUCAGUUGAACGUUGCCGACGGUGUUACCUUCGUUCAGGACGAGCCUAUCUCUAACGCGGAGGAACCACCGAAAUCUCUUCAGGAGAUUGAGGCCGGGCUACCUAGGGCUUUAGACGACAAAGAAAAUGCGUUGAAUACCAUGAUCUUCGACAAGGUGAUGAAAUUUUUCCAAAGCCAUACGUUGAAGUUGAAGCUGCCCAAUGUAGAGGAACUUCAACGGAGUUUGGUGGAAGAAGGCCGCAAAAAGAAGAAGAAUAUGGGCGGUCUGCUAGCUAUUCCUCUGUUGAUUGGUGGAACUUUGGUACCAUUGGCCUUAGGAGCGUUAGCUCUUUUAGCUGGCAAGGCUUUGAUCGUUAGCAAGCUGGCUCUGGUAUUGGCUUCCAUCAUCGGUUUGAAGAAACUAGUGUCAGGAGGCGGGGAUCAUGGCCAUGAAGUCGUUCAAGUUGCCGGAGGCCACGGAUCCAGCGGAUGGGCGAGAUCGAGUCACGAUCUCGCCUAUUCCGCCUACAAGCCAUCGUCUACUUAGCAAAACAAAGGGACAACAGCGAGACGUAUUUUCAAUCUCGUUAGACUUCGCUUUCACGAGGCAUCCGUGUGAUGUUUGUCGGAUGUCGCUUUCCUCUUCGACCGUUCACCUUUCUCAUCUUCCCAUUUUCUACGACUCCUUCUUUCAAUUCGUUCCGCUUCAUUCUUCCUCUCCCUCUUUAUCGCCUCUUUCUCACUUUAUCA
Bombus pyrosoma is the source of this 1107-nucleotide messenger RNA. RefSeq lists its product as uncharacterized. The transcript has 3 exons. Lineage: Eukaryota; Metazoa; Arthropoda; Insecta; Hymenoptera; Apidae. The coding region runs from base 131 to 904 and encodes 257 amino acids. The record is from RefSeq and is a predicted model, not a curated record.